AUGAGUUCCACACUCUUUUAUCAGACUCAACUUUCUGUGCUAUCCUGUAUCUGCGUCUUUGCUCUUUUUCUGGAUAGACGUGCGACCCGCAAAGUUUGGAAUACAUCACCAAAUUCACCGCAUUCAGACGGUACACCUGGAAAUGAUGUACAAAGACGACUCGCUGCCGCAUCUCUGUUAGCUUGGAAGUACCUUACCGUGUACGGGAUUGUUAUGACUGCAGAUUGGUUGCAAGGGCCAUACCUCUAUUCUUUGUAUCGAGAGCAAUAUCAACUCUCGGAGAGGCUGGUAGCCUCCCUUUUUGUGGUUGGUUUCAUAUCUGCUGGCCUUGCGGCACCAUUAAUCGGUGUAUGGGCAGAUCAGCAUGGACGUAGAAAGUUAUGUCUGGCGUUCUGUAUAACAUACACACUAUCCUGCCUCUGUAUCACCAUGCCUCACCUCGUUUUACUUCUGCUUGGAAGAAUUUUGGGUGGCACAUCGACCUCUAUACUCUUCUCAGUCUUUGAAUCAUGGGUGAUAUCGGAAUCGACAACUGCAUCUCUUCUUCCCGCCGAUCUCUCGACUAUCCUAGGGCGUGCAACGCUUCUGAAUGGGUUUGUCGCAGCCGGUGCUGGAAUCUUAAGCAACCAACUAGUUUUAAUGACGAGCAAUUUCGCAUCUCCUUACAUGGCCAGCGCGUCUCUGCUUUUGUUAUCCUGGGUUCUUAUUCGGGUGCUAUGGACAGAGAACUAUGGUGGCGGUGGAGGGCUCCCAAAUAAGGAUGUUUGGCAAAUGAGGCGCCUUGGGCAGGCAUGCACCAUCGUCCGUCAAGACCCUGUACUACUCGUCCUAGGCCUCGCCCAAACAUGUUUUGAGGGGUCUAUGUACCUCUUCGUCUUUCUAUGGGUCCCAUCUCUCCAGGAAAGUUCAUCAGACCCUCAAUUGCCUUUAGGCUACAUAUUCUCCUCUUUCAUGAUAUCGAUGAUGCUCGGCUCCCUUCUAUACACGUUGAUCGUUACGCGUCAUCAACAACUCUCCGACCCGAAGCCCUCAUCUGUCACACUGCACGCCCAACUCAGCAGCAUCGUCUGUGCAGUCAGUGCUCUGGCGUUUCUAACUAGCACCAUAUUCUUCAGCGAACACACUAGGUUCUGGGCAUUCUGUUUAUACGAAGUAUGCGUUGGAAUGUAUUAUCCAGUCCAAGGCACACUUCGCGGGGCUCUAAUUUCAAAUGAACAUCGUGCUACGUUAUCUUCACUGUUCCGGGUUCCGUUGAAUAUUUUCGUGGCUGUCUCGUUGUUGACCGGAGUUUCUUCGGCGAGGAGAACGGUGCUAGUGACUAGCGCUGUCAUGUUGACCGUAUCGUCGCUACUGACUGCCAUAGUCAUCGUAGACCGUUCUAAAGAACCACAAUCCCCUCCAUCUCCACGCCCAAGUGAUGAUUGA
Psilocybe cubensis is the source of this 1425-nucleotide messenger RNA. RefSeq lists its product as uncharacterized. Gene Ontology annotation, biological process: molybdate ion transport. Lineage: Eukaryota; Fungi; Basidiomycota; Agaricomycetes; Agaricales; Agrocybaceae. Gene Ontology annotation, molecular function: molybdate ion transmembrane transporter activity. The record is from RefSeq and is a predicted model, not a curated record. The transcript has 5 exons. Gene Ontology annotation, cellular component: membrane. The coding region runs from base 1 to 1425 and encodes 474 amino acids.